AUGAAAACAUUCCCUUUUCUUAUAGUCAUAGCACUUCUCACUCUGAAUGUGAUUGCUGCCCCAACACCAAGUCCCGGAAGUACCAUCGGCACUGGCCUCCUGGUUGAAACAUCCUCCGGGCCCAUUCAAGGUUUUUUCAAUCUCACAGCCCCUGAUGUUCGACAAUUCUUGGGCAUUCCAUUCGCAGAGCCGCCUGUGGGAGAUCUUCGUUUUGAAAGGCCCCAGAGAAAACAGUCCAAUGGAAUAGUAGAUGCCUACACGCUUCCCAACUCAUGCAUGCAGCAGUUCGACACUAGCAGCUCUACCAUCUACACUACGUAUGAGAAAGGGUUCCUCAUCAGUGGCAGCCACUCCGAGGACUGUCUCUAUCUCUCGAUCUGGGCACCACGGUUUGAGAAUGUUCAGUCACAGCAGCGCGCAUUGCCCGUUCUCCUUUAUAUUCCAGGAGGUGGCUUUACCAGCGGUGGACAAGCUUCGCUAUAUAAGAUCCCCGAUCAAUGGGUGCAGCGAACACAGUCUCACAUUGUGGUUAUUAUGAAUUAUCGAGUGAAUGUCUUUGGCUUCCCUAAUGCAAAGGGAUUGACGGAUCAGAACCUCGGGCUCCUGGAUCAAAGACUCGCUGUUGAGUGGGUCCACGAUAACAUAGCCAACUUCGGCGGCGACCCAGAUAGGAUUACUCUAUGGGGACAGUCCGCUGGGGCUGCGAGCGUCAGCAUUUACCCGUACGGGUAUCCGAAAGACCCCAUCGUGGCAGGCCUCAUUGCGGACUCUGGUGGCCCCAAUAUUGUUGGCAGUCCGGACACAGCUCAGACAAACUUCACUUUUCUGGCGGGACUGGUUGGCUGCAAGGGCCUCAAUUCCGAUGAUGAAAUCAAUUGCGUACGCAAAAUCCCAGCGCAGGAUCUUGAGAAUGCGCUGUCCUGGUAUUCAGGUAACGAUACAGCACCGUCCAUUUCCUUUACACCCGUUGUCGACAACAAGACUACGUUUGCGAAUUGGACCCAGCAGAUACUAGAGGGUAAAAUAGCCACGACGCCGAUGAUCAUUGGCAGCAAUUCAAAUGAAGGAGCCGGUUUCGUCUCAUUCACGCCCAAUGGACCAGGCCCAGCAGCACUAGCCAGCGCAACAAAAAUUGUCAGCUGUGGCGUCUCCGAGGAAGUAAAGAACCGCAACGGAGGAGACAUCCCGACCUAUCGAUACGAGUAUGCUGGUAACUUUUCAAAUGUCUCGCCUCUUCCUUGGUUCGGUGCCUACCAUAGUUCCGAGCUACCUUUAGUUUUUGGAACUCACUACGAGUACGGUGGACCUUCGACUAGCUUCGAAUGGGAUGUGAGCUAUGCGAUGGAGGCAUUAUGGCUGAGCUUUGCUGAGAACCCUACACGAGGGCCUGCACGACUUGCAAUUGGGGAUGUUGCUGCGAAUCCGACGAAUAGUAGCUACUUUUCUUGGCCGCGGUCCCAGCAGAGCUCUUCGAAUAUGCUGCUUUUUGCUGAUAACAACGAGGUGAUGCAGCUCGUGUCUUCGGAGAGUAGUGAUGUUUCCUGUUCUAGUUCGUAA
Penicillium riverlandense is the source of this 1557-nucleotide messenger RNA. RefSeq lists its product as uncharacterized. Lineage: Eukaryota; Fungi; Ascomycota; Eurotiomycetes; Eurotiales; Aspergillaceae. The transcript is spliced from 4 exons. The record is from RefSeq and is a predicted model, not a curated record. The coding region runs from base 1 to 1557 and encodes 518 amino acids.